GUGUUUGUUUCGAGCAAUCGUGCUCGCGCGUGCUCAGCUUUGCUCUGCUCUGCCUGCCGCCUCCGCCUCCGCCGUCGUCUCCCCUCUGUCUUCCUCCGUUUCCUUCUCCGCCACCUCCAACACCCCAAAAAUAAUUUUAGCAGCACGAGCAGAAAAAAAAGUUCCGCUCGAAAAAAAGAAUUCCUCAACGAGAGGGGGAAAGGAAACCCUAGCUGUCUGAAUUCCGCCGCGCGCGGCAUUGCCCUCCCGCGACUCGAGCCGGGAGCUUGGCGGGCGGGUGCGUGCGUGGCGCACCCGAUCGCCGGCGUUCGUAUCGUUAGCCUCCGCUGGCGAGUGGGUGCUAGGUCGGCGGCGGCAGCGGGCAGCACGGGGCCCGAUCAUCGCUGGCGCCGCCGCUGCGGUCUGGCUGGCUGGCCGCCGGCAAGAGUGCGGUCGGCUGGUCCCGGGCGUCGCGGAGCAAGUGGGUCCGGGGGCAGGCCGCCGGAGACGGCGGCGACGCCGACGGCGGUCGGAAGCGCAAGGGAAUGGCGCUGUUCCGGAGGCUCUUCUAUCGGAAGCCGCCGGAUCGGCUCCUCGAGAUAGCCGACCGCGUCUACGGUACGGUAACCCCGCGCCUCCUGUUCGACUGCCGCCACCGAACCGAAUUACCGAUUUGGGGGGUACUUCGGGGUGUGUGCAAUCGGAGGUUCUAUUGAUUUUAGCACCGGAAAUGCAGCUGCAUUAUGUAAUUUCGCUCAGUGCCGGAACAAAUUUCUCUGGAUGUUGUUUUCAGGCUUCCAGCUAACAUGCCUUCCUUGUGCAUGCUGCAUCAGCUUACGGUGCCACCAUGAUUCUAUGGCCCCAUUCUAGUUUCGUUCGAGCUAUGCUUCUCAAAAAGAAGGGUUCGCUCACUGUUCGACUACCGCUGUAUUUUUCCCGUGUUUAUUACUGCACAUUAAUAGUAACGUUGCCAGCAACCUCGUUGGCUGGUGCAAGGGUUUGAUUCUGAAGUUUCUAUGUUAUGCGAUUAAUGUAACACCCAUGUUUGAAGAUAGAUGAGGAGCUGUGACAUUUAGUCUAUGCCUAAUACGAUAAUGCUUGCUGAUCAACAAGAACAAUGCGAUCAUGUCUUAAUCUGCUACUUCACUAUCAGAAAAAAAAUUGAAUAAGAAGUGCAUUUUAGUCUAAAAUGCUGCUAACAUGUUUGAAGACAUGAAGUUUCACAUAAGUAGAAAUACUGAUUGGCAUCUUUGUGUUGCUGUAUUUAAUUGUUUGCUGAUGGGUUUUCAGUAGUGCAACUAGGUGACUUCUUAGUAGGACUAACAGGAUAACUCUCAUGCAUUUUUUAAGUAAAGGCACUGCUCAAUUAAGCAAGGAAAAGGGAGUUUUAUGUAAGCUGAACGCCCAUUGUGCCCAACAGACCGGUCCUAGGACAAAAAGAGAAGCCCUCCCCCACUCUUGGUGGGGUAACCCGCAAAGAACAUCGUCCAUUCGUCCUACAUCUUUGCACUAUUUCUUCUUUGGUCGAUGAGGUGACCUGCUGCGAUGUCUUGUACACAUCUUAAAAAAUCCUCCUAUUUCUCUCCUUCCGCAGGUACCACACAAUGUAGAUUACCACUCCGUUGAAACGGCUGCGGUCGUGCUUUGGCACCUUGCUUACUACUUCCUCCCACCAAUCGGUAAUGCAGGCGGGGUCCUGUUAGGGUAGCUGCACAUUGAAAUUCUUCCAGGAUAGCACCUGGCUCCAAUUGGCCCUUGCGAAGGGGCACAGCAAAGAAAGGUUGUCCACCAUUAGGACUUUGUUGUGCAUGAGUAUCCAGGCGUGGACUUUGCAUUUAUUUUCCACCUGCGCCUUCCAAAUGAGCUCGGCCUGGAAUUUUCGAUGCGAUCCUCCGAACUGGAUCUUGUAUGCUGAACAUGUGGAAUAUUUUCCGUCAGCCAUCCAUUUCCGAGUUAUAGAAUCCUGCAUGCCGAGCAGCAUCUGUACAAUUUGUAUUCUGGUCCAUAGUUCGGCGAAUUCUUGGAUUUGUGUGGAGGUUGUGAUUAUGUCCAGAGCGAUCGGAUAUAGUCACCAUUGUGUAACUUCUGACAGGACUGUCCUGUUCUUUCUACACACCAGCUCAUGCGUUUAUGAUUUGAUUAUGUAGGAUCAAGGCUAUCAUGUAUUGAUCUGCUACUUCUGUAGUCUCGUAUAAAAAAAUUGAAUGGGUGGCUUCUGGCCUUGCACCAUACUUCUAUGAUGGUUAUAGACAUUGUCAAAUUAAGUCUGACAUUAAUGUGCAAUGAUUGGUCUGUUUGUGCUUGCAGUAUUCGAUUGUUGCUUCUCAACAGAAACCAUGGACCAAUACAGAUACAAGAAUUACCUGGACAACAUUAUUUUGCAGCUCCGUGAACAGUUUGCAGAUUCUUCAUUGAUGGUACUUAACUUUAGAGAUGAAGGAAAAAGUCUUAUUUCAGGCAUUUUCUCCAAGUACAAUAUUACAGCCAAAGACUACCCUUGCAAGUAUCUAGGAUGCCCGUUACUUCCUUUGGAUAUCAUUCUCCACUUCCUAAGGCUGAGUGAAAGGUGGCUUAUGCUUGAAGGGCAGCAAAAUAUUUUACUAAUGCACUGUGAGAAAGAUGGAUGGCCAGUGUUGGCAUUUAUGCUUGCAGGUCUUCUUCUGUACAGGAAACAAUAUAAUGGGGAGCAAAGAACUCUAGAUAUGGUGUACAAGCAAGCCCCAAAGGAGCUUCUUCAGAUGCUAACCACAUUGAAUCCACAACCGUCUCAUCUUCGGUAUCUUGGGUACAUAUGCAGAAUGGAUGACGGCAUAGGAUGGCCUACACAACCUAUUCCUUUCACCUUGGAUUGUGUAAUUCUUAGAGAAAUUCCAAAUUUUGAUGGAGUCGGUGGUUGUCGGCCAAUUGUUCGAGUAUAUGGGCAGGAUAUUCCAACAACUGACAGAAGUCAUAGUGUCAUUUCACCACCAUCAAAGGCCAAGAAACAUAUUAGGCGUUACAGACAGAUAAUGCGCCAGUGAAGUUAAAUGUAGGAUCCUGCGUCCAAGGUGAUGUCGUCCUUGAAUGUCUGCAUGUGGAUGAUGGCCAAGGAAAUGAAAGGUUAAUGUUUAGGGUGAUGUUCAAUACCUUUUUCAUCCAGUCUCACAUUUUACCGUUGAACUUUGAGGACAUCGAUGUCCCUUGGGAUGCCGAUCACCAGUUCACAAAGAACUUCAAAGCAGAGGUACUCUUUUCAGAGUUUGAUGCUGAGUCUGAUGCGUCAACUGAAGUAGCACCUGAUUAUGAUUAUGAUUAUGACUAUGAUAAUGAUAUGGAUGUUGCCUCUGCUGAUGAGUUCUUUGAAGCAGAAGAAAUCUUCAGUAAUGCUGAAUCUCAAGAUGGAAAUAAGGAUGCGGAUACUCUUUCUAUGGUCUCUACAGAUUAUAUUCGAACUCCAAGUGCCGAAUGUUGGAAAAACUCUCCAUUUUCCAACUUUGAUCUGAAUAUUGACAUUGAUGGAUCACAAGACAAUAAAGCCGAUAACUUGGGCUUGUUGUUAGAAACAGUAAAUGAUGGAAAGACAUGCACAUCCACUGAAGCCAAUAUUUUGCUCAACAAUGAGACUGCAGUUGUGAAGUCAACUUUUACCGCUACAAUAGCAUGCACAUCCACUGAAGCCAAUAUUUUGCUCAACGAUGAGACUGCAGUUGUGAAGUCAACUUUUACAGCUACAAUAGAUGGAGACACAGAUAGCGGCAUCUCAAGUUCUACCUAUAAAGAGGAUGGGUGCAUGUUUGAAAAGGGUAGUUCCAAGCAGGAUAUAAGGAUGGGUUCCAAUCAAGACUUGAGCCAGAUUGAUAAUGUAUUGGUUAAGGAGGUGAUUAUAUUAGAAACUAAUAGUACUGAUGACAUACAGAUGAUCAAAGAGGUCAUCAUAUCUGAAGUUACAACUCCCAAACAAGUGGUAGAGGGGAAUAUGAUGGAAACUGAAUUAGAUGAGGCAGUCCACAGUUCAGAAAGCACUGCACUGGGAGAAGACGAGGACACAAAACGACCUAAUACUUUUUUCAAAAAAGAUGAGGGACAGAGUGCACGAGAUGAAUAUGCUGCUUAUGACAAUGGCAUAGUGAUUGAACGGGAAGAAAGUCGCAACAAAGAAAAAUUUACCAUCACAGGCACAGAUUCACUAGUGGCUGAGCCCAAAGAUUUACCACAUCUUGACAGCUCAAACACUUCUUUGGAACUAAGUUCAGCCAAUGAAAAUAUUGAUCAGCUUCGUGCUUGCAGUAGUAAUGUCACUGCAGAGCGAAGAGCAGGAAUUGACACAUCAUUUUCCAGCUCCAGGAGUCAGUCUUCUAAUAUCUCUUGUGCGAACAUUCUACCAGAAGAAUCUAACUUGAUAAUAAACCAUGCUUCAACUUCUGUGAAUGCAAAUACAGAUACAACCGAUUCAUCUCGACUGGUGCUAAAGAAAAAACCUUUUCUACCAUUGGCGACAUCUAGUCUUUUUUCUCCAUCAUCUCCCAGACGCAAUCUGCUUCGUGCUGCAUCCACAGAUUUGUCCUUUUUUUCUCCAUCACAAACAGAAUCUAAGCAGAACUCCGUUACUUCUACAAGUGGAAGGGGUGAUUCAGAUACAUCUUCUGUGCUUCCACCAUUUCAGCUCUACACAUCCCUGGGAUCAUCAUCCAAAAUGUCUCUAGUACAUCCUACUCUGCGACCAAUAAGAACGAUUUCAUCUCUACCAUCAUUAUCAUUUGGCACAUUCAUAGAGAUGUCAAUGGCUUCUUCAAGAUCACCCAAACACCAAGAGCAUGUUAGAUCUCCCUCAAUACCACAAGAUCAACAUCUUCACCCACCAAUGACAGAGGAAAAUGAUCUACAUUCAGGUAGCUUAACUUUGCCUGCUUCCAACCAAUAUGGCCCUCAAACCCCACACCCACCUCCACUACCACCCCCACAUGAUUCUUGCACCCAAAGUUAUUCGAGCACCAUAAUAUAUGAACCUGAACAAAUAAGAGCUGAUGGAUCUUGUUCCUAUAGUCCAGAUUAUAGACAAAGUGUUCUCAACUUAGGUGAUUCCUCACUAACUUCACUCUCUAAUAGUAGUAUAGCUGCAACUGAAUGUCCCUUAGGAGCCUCUGAUUUUGUAGAUGAGGAAGUAACAAGUAGACCUAAUAUAGUAACUGCCAUGGAUGUCCCAUUUACCAAUGAAGAUACAAAUUCUUUGUUGCACAUGACUUGUUCUUCACCUCCCAAAACAUUACAACGUGCUGAACCACCAACGCUGCCGCCACCACCUUUGCCUCUAGUACCACCACCAUCACAACUACCACUGCCAACUAUAUGCAGUGAUAGUGGAUCAGUUCCACUGGUAUACUCAAAUCCGUCUUCAGAUUGUCCAUAUAAAGAACCAACAAUGCUACCAGAACACAAAUCUGAUGUUCCAGCUACUUCUCUCGAAGGACAUGAAGCAAGUGAAGUUCAAUUUCUGCAAUCUGAUACUGCUGUCGAAUUAUCUCCAUCAGAGCAUUCUGAGUAUAAAGUUCAGCAUGUGGUUGGAAGCGCUGAAGAUACAAUUUCAAGUAUGUCAUCCUAUAUACCUGCAGCACCUCCAUAUCCAAUGUUUCACAUUGUAACAGAUAAUUCCUCAUGUUCAAUAUCUGCAGAGCAAGUAAAUUGUGAGCAGCCUUUAGAUCAAACAACAUUAUCAAUUCAUUUGAGGCCAUUUGAGGUGGAGAUAUCACAAGGUGAAACAAUUAACGGAGUCUUGGCCUCUAUAAUUGAUGAUAAAGAACACGGAGGCAUUCCAAUUCUGCAAUUGCCACAAAAGUUGCCUCAUUCUGGAGAACAUAUGAAAUCUCCACCUCCACCUCCUCCUCCUCCACAACCACCACCUUGUCAUGCAACAGUUAUACCUUCUUUGUGUUUAUCUUCAAAACCACCUUCUCCAACAGAACAUUACGAAAAUCCACCUUCUUCCCCUCCACCUUUUUCUAGAGAAUCAUGUGUUGUUCUACCUCCACUUCCAGCUCCACUCUUGAAUCAUCCAUCUCUUCCUGGAAAACAUAUUAAUCUAUAUCCACCUCCACCACCUCCACCACCAACUUUACAUCAUAUCGCACCUGCAUCUCCGUGCUCGUACCAACCUUCUUUCUAUGCAGAUAUAGCAACCCAACCUACCUUUUCAGAGGAUAUUGUAAUAGUUCCACCUCCACAUUCAAAAGGGGUUAAUAUAAUUCCAUUGCCACCUCCUCCUCCUAGAACAAGUGAAACUUUGUCUCAACCUCUUGAUGGUGGGCAAUCAACAGGACCAGCUUCUCUUCUUGAAGUUACUAAAGAAAACCCACCACCUCCUCUCCUUCCCCCUGAAGGACAAAUGGGAUCUCCAUUGUCAACUCUUUGUGGAGAAAUUGUGAAUAUUCCAAUACCUCCACCUUCACUUCCUGGAGGACAUGGAGAAGUUCCACUAUCAACUCCUCCUAGAGGAUGUGGGGCCAUUCCACCUCCACCACCCUUUACUAAAGGGAUAGGAGGAAUUACAUUGCCAAUUGGAUUUCAUAGUGGAGACUUGUCAUUCCUCCAAUCUACCAGAGAAUCUAAAGGCCCUUCAUGCUUGCCACCUCCACCUCCACCUCCACCUCCACCUCCACCACCACCACUAUCUUCUAAUGGACACAUAGGUGAUCUGCCACCACCACCUACGAGUGUAUUUGUAGAGGCUUCGAUCCCUCUGCCACCUCAAACAGGAUGUGGAGGGGAUCCACCACCGCCACCACCUACUGGAGGACAUGUAGGGCCUCCACCACCACCGCCACCUCUAGGGGAAUGUGCAUGGGAUCUUCAACCUCCCAAAGCAUGUGUAAGGGCUCCCCCGCCACCUCCACCUCCUGGAGGAUAUGCAGAAGUUCUAAUGCCACCACCACCUCCCAGAGGAUAUGUAGGGGCUCCAGCACCACCUCCACCUCCUGGAGGAUAUGCAGGAGCUCCACCACCACCGCCACCUCCUGGAGGAUAUGCAGGAGCUCCACCACCACCGCCACCUCCUGGAGGAUAUGCAGGAGCUCCACCACCACCGCCACCUCCUGGAGGAUAUGCAGGAGCUCCACCACCACCGCCACCCCCUGGAGGAUAUGCAGGAGCUCCACCACCCCCGCCUUCAUAUGGAGGAAUUGGAGGAGUUCCUCCUCCUCCACCACCCUUUGGAGGACUAGGAGGAACUCCACCGCCUCCACCUCCAGCAGGGUUUCGAGGUGGAGCUCCAUCACCACCUCCUCCUCCUGGAGGUCAUGGAGGUCCACCACCACCUCCUCCUAGAGGACAUGGAAGUGGUCCCCCUCCCCCUCCCGGUGCACCUUCUCCUCCAAUGCCUCCUGGAAUGUCUGGUGGCCCCCCUCCUCCUCCAGGUGGAAGAGGGAUGCCUACUCCACCUGGCGGAAGGGGACAUGGCCUUGCUCGAACGUUAGGCCCGACAUUACAAAGUGCAAUGCGAAAGUCAUCCCUAAAACCACUACAUUGGGUCAAAGUAACAAGAGCAAUGCAAGGAAGCUUAUGGGCGGAGCUACAAAAACAAGUGGAAGCUAAUAGCCAUGCUGAAUUCGAUGUAAAUGAACUAGAGUCUCUGUUUACCAUUGCUCCAAAGGCAAAAGCUGGCUCAAAAUCAGAAGGCCGUGGAAAAUCCCUUGGAACAAAAUCUGAUAAAGUUCAACUGAUCGAUCUAAGACGGGCCAAUAACACAGAGAUCAUGUUGACAAAAAUCAAAAUGCCGCUCCCUGAUAUGAUGAGUGCUGCUCUAGCUUUGGACGAUUCAGUUUUGGAUGCUGACCAGAUUGAAAAUCUAAUAAAAUUUUGCCCAACAAAAGAGGAGAUGGAACUUCUAAAGAACUACAGUGGGGACAAGGAAGCUCUUGGCAAGUGUGAGCAUUUCUUUCUAGAGUUAAUGAAGGUGCCAAGGGUUGAAUCUAAGCUUAAGAUAUUUGCUUUCAAGAUUCAGUUUCAGUCUCAGAUUAGGGAUGUCAGAAAGAAUUUGCAGACUGUAUCAUCUGCUUGUGAGGAGCUCAGAAGCUCUGAGAAGUUGAAGGUUAUCAUGAAGAACAUUCUGUUAAUUGGGAAUACAUUGAAUCAAGGCACACCAAGAGGCCAGGCUGUUGGUUUUCGCUUGGACAGCCUCCUAAAACUUAUAGAGACCCGUGCCACUAGUGGUAGAAUGACAUUAAUGCAUUUUCUAUGUAAGUCCCUUGCAGAGAAGUCACCAGAAGUAAUGGAUUUUCAUGAGGAUCUUGUCCACUUGGAAGCUUCUUCAAAGUUGCAACUAAAAGCAUUGGCGGAGGAGCAGCUGGCAGUGGUAAAGGGGCUGGAGAAAGUUGAACAGGAGCUAACUGCUUCAGAAAGUGAUGGGCCGGUUUCUGAUGUUUUCCGUAAGACUUUAAAGGAGUUCAUUGAUUGUUCGAGUGCUGAUGUAUGCUCCUUGUCAGCAUUCUAUUCUGAAGUAGGUAAAAGCGCAGAUGCACUUGCUCUUUAUUUUGGAGAAGACCCUGCUAAAUUUCCUUUUGAGCAAGUUGCUACAACUCUUCUGACCUUUGUGGGGUUGUUUCGGAAAGCCCAUGAUGAGAACCUCAAGCAAAUUGAGGCUGAGAAGAAGAAAGCCCAGAAAGAAGCUGAAAAGGAGGCAACUCAGGACAAAACUCCUGUAAAGUCAAAAAAUGGGAAUGCAGAUAAAUCACCAAGAUCACCAUCAACCUUCAAAUGAUAUACGGCAAAAGUUCACAUGAUCAUCAUUUCUUCCUCAAAGAAUGUCUGCCUUUUCUGGCCUCGGCACAAUUUCACAAGCAUCAAUAGUAAUGCAAAUCCAUAAUACCAUGUGGACAACUCAUGCAGUCAUGCUUACAAGACAAGAUGCUUUUGGUUCAACAUCCAUGCAUGUAUCUCAUGACACUGUACAAAGCUCACCCCACACAAACUUAGGUUCUUCUGUACAAAAUCCACACUAGAUCUUUCUUUUUCCCCCCUUCUGUUUAUACUAGCACCAGGAGUAGCUCAUUGUUUGUAAACUAGAAAUAGGAGUGUAGGCAGUGAUCAGUAGUAGGUCAGAAGCAAUAGAAAAGGAUUAGUGCUACCACAGGCAGGUUCUAACCAGGUAAAGGUGAGUAUAUAGCCAUGUGCCCAUGAUCUUUGAAUUCUUGACUAGAGCAAAGUGUUUGUGCGUGACGUCCUGCCACAAGUAUCUCGAGAUCAAUUAAAUCUUGGUCAAAAUGUGAGCUUCAGUGUUUC
Molecule: messenger RNA, 9228 nt
Organism: Zea mays
Lineage: Eukaryota; Viridiplantae; Streptophyta; Magnoliopsida; Poales; Poaceae
Product: formin-like protein 12
Exons: 18
Coding region: 3083-8707 (1874 amino acids)
Source: RefSeq, a predicted model, not a curated record